GCCUGCGCAGUGUCGGGGGGUGGCUGCUCGGGGCUGUCAUGGCGGCGUCUCUCCUCUCCAGGAUAACAUUGGGGUCGACCGGCAGGACCGCGGCCUCCAGGGUAUUUGGGGCGUCGUUAAAUGUUGGGAAUGAAGUCCAGCAGCAACACCAAAGAAAUCUGUCCCUUCAUGAAUACCUGAGUAUGGGUUUAUUGAAGGAUGCAGGAAUUUUUAUCCCAAAAGGGCAAGUUGCCAGUAGUGCUGAUGAAGCUUUCAGUGUUGCCAAAACAAUAGGGUCAAAUGAUCUGGUGGUGAAAGCUCAGGUUCUUGCAGGAGGCAGAGGCAAAGGAGAAUUUGAAAGUGGCCUGAAAGGGGGCGUGAAAAUAGUUUAUUCCCCAGAGGAAGUCCAGGAAAUUGCUUCACAGAUGAUUGGAAAAAAAUUAUUUACCAAACAAACUGGAAAAAAAGGGAGGAUGUGUAACCAGGUGUUUAUCUGUGAGCGCAGAUAUCCUAGAAGAGAAUACUAUUUUGCUAUCACCAUGGACAGAUCACAUCAAGGUCCUGUUCUUAUUGGUAGCAGUCAAGGAGGAGUUAACAUUGAAGAUGUGGCAGCAGAUAACCCAGAUGCUAUUAUCAAAGAACCAGUUGACAUUAUGGAGGGAAUUAAAAAGGAACAGGCAAUCAAGGUUGCCCAAAAGAUGGAUUUCCCAGCUGUCCUGAUAGAGGAUGCUGCUAACGUUGUUAUGCGGCUGUAUGAAAUCUUCAUGAAAUACGAUGCCACCCUGAUUGAGAUAAACCCUAUGGUGGAGGAUUCGGCAGGAGUAGUAAUGUGCAUGGACGCAAAGAUAACAUUUGAUUCCAAUGCUGCAUUCCGUCAAAAGAAAGUAUUUGACUUGCAAGACUGGAGCCAAGAAGAUGAAAGGGACAGAGAGGCAGCAAGAGCAGACCUUAACUACAUUGGAUUAGAUGGCAACAUCGGCUGUUUGGUGAAUGGUGCAGGGUUGGCUAUGGCAACCAUGGAUAUUAUAAAACUCCAUGGGGGUACUCCAGCGAAUUUUUUGGAUGUUGGUGGUGGAGCAACAGCCCAGCAAGUCACAGAGGCCUUCAAACUUAUAACUUCUGACAACAAAGUUCAGGCGAUUCUGGUGAACAUAUUUGGUGGCAUUAUGCGUUGUGAUAUAAUUGCUAAAGGAAUCAUUGCUGCUGUUUCAGAUCUGCAUCUGAAAAUUCCCAUUGUUGUCCGGUUACAAGGCACACGUGUUGAUGAUGCAAAGGCAUUGAUUGCUUCAAGCAGCCUGAAGAUCCUUGCCUGUGAUGAUUUGGGAGAUGCUGCUCGAAUGGUUGUAAAACUUUCAGAAAUUGUUUCGCUGGCAAAAGAGGCACACAUCAAUGUGAACUUCCAACUGCCAAUUUAACAAAAGUCUUCCAACAAUUACAAAACAGCUAAUUUAUUUUUCACGUACUUUUGUUUCUUCACGUAGUUUCUGAAUAAAAGAAGCAUGUUUAACAGCU
Callorhinchus milii (elephant shark) is the source of this 1491-nucleotide messenger RNA. RefSeq names its product succinate--CoA ligase [ADP-forming] subunit beta, mitochondrial. NCBI's taxonomy places the organism in Eukaryota, Metazoa, Chordata, Chondrichthyes, Chimaeriformes, Callorhinchidae. Gene Ontology annotation, molecular function: ATP binding; succinate-CoA ligase (ADP-forming) activity. The transcript has 11 exons. Gene Ontology annotation, cellular component: mitochondrion; succinate-CoA ligase complex. Gene Ontology annotation, biological process: succinyl-CoA metabolic process; tricarboxylic acid cycle. The record is from RefSeq and is a predicted model, not a curated record. The coding region runs from base 39 to 1394 and encodes 451 amino acids.